Rhodofomes roseus is the source of this 3404-nucleotide messenger RNA. RefSeq lists its product as uncharacterized. The transcript has 12 exons. The coding region runs from base 205 to 3300 and encodes 1031 amino acids. NCBI's taxonomy places the organism in Eukaryota, Fungi, Basidiomycota, Agaricomycetes, Polyporales, Fomitopsidaceae. Gene Ontology annotation, biological process: double-strand break repair via homologous recombination; regulation of DNA-templated transcription. The record is from RefSeq and is a predicted model, not a curated record.
GCCGCGGCGCGCAAUGCGAGGAUCUGCAUGUGAUCGUCGCGUCGAUCACGUGGAAACAUAACGCGUCGCGUCGACGUGCGUCUAAUCUGCACCGGUACCACGCUCUGGUGCACGUCGUUGCAAACCCUGCUCAACUCACAGGAUUGACCACCCUACAUCCUGCGUCUGUUACAGGAACUACUACAAAAGACCGAGGAAGUACAGAUGCAAUGUUCACGAUCACCUUCACCAGCCGAGUCGCGCCACAGGCUUUCCUCUCCCACUUAUGACGAGCAAAUUGAUAUGAGCCAGCAAGAGCUCGAAGCCUUCGACGAAUUUGAGUCCAGCCAAUACGCAGGACGCCGUCCGUCACCUGUUCCCCAGGACCCCAUAGAGGUCAAGAGACGCAGAAACAAGGAAAUAGCGGAUAGCUUGGAUGAGUGGGAAACGCAGAGUAGGAAGAAACGGAUAUCUUUAGAAAGACAGGCCAGCCUUGAUGAUGCGCUUGCUCCUCCACCUCCCCCGGAUGAACGAUCGCAAGUUGACGGUGUAGGAGCAGCUGAUUUUCCUCGGUUCUCCGGCUUUGUAUCCGCCUCACGGGUGGCCGCGACGGAUAGUGGAGACGAUACUCAUGAGGACUUGGCACAGACGACGCAUACACCCGCUAAAUAUCAUGGGUUCGGCUUCACUUCUGCUGCAAAUAUUGACAAUAACUCGUUCAAUCAUGACACCGACAAGCAACCAACGUCAUCUCCGGACGUACCGGAAGAUCAAGACUAUGCAGACUGGUUCUCUGCGAAGAUUCCAGAGGGGGCGGCGACCGGUUUCCAACCAGCAAGAGCGAUCAAACCCCCGCGGCCUGUCGACGACCCACCCGUGCUGCUAGAUCCAGCCUUGAACGCUCUCCCGAGUUUCACAUCCUGUCGCAUCAUCUUUAACGAGGAGCGCGGACCGCCCAUGUCGCAAGUCAAUGCAGAAGCGCCGACUAUCUCCGGGUUCAACUCUGCCGCCAACUACGUGCAUAGUAUGCAGAGCGGAACCGUGCUACAAGAUUGGGCGAAGCCAUCUGCUGAAGCCCUCGCUCGCGCGGCUGCGAAGUUGAAGACAUGGGAGGCAGAAAUGGGGUCAGAUUUUACGUCGGACCCAUCUAUUCCUGAGCCUCCAGAAGGUGGCGGAACGCUUGAAGGAGGCGGAUUCGGACGACCGGCGCUGCGUAUGCUGGAGAACUCCUUCGCGCCCGCGAGUGGCGCACCGGACAGUCCAACUCCUGCCGGGUCAGGCUUUGGUCGAGCGAGUAACUUGUCGAGUAAACUUCCCGCCCUAGGGAGGAACAAGGGAUUCAAGUCGCCGCUACUCACACGCCCUGUAGCAACGCCUAGGACUGCUGCGGGAACAUCGUACGUCAAUUCGCCGCUGAACCCGAACACCAUUGCGUCUACUUCGAAGCUGCCACCGGCUUUUGCGACGCCUACUCGUCCUGGAACGUCAUCCUUCAUGCCAUUAGUUCCAAGGACCACGACACCCAGCAAGAGUCUAGGGCUUACUCCCCGGCGAUUAGGAUUCAGCUCGGCUGCUGGCAAACCACAGUUCGUGACCCCAUUCAAGGCUGGCAUGAAGCCUGGAGAAUCUGGUCGCCUGGACCUCGAGCAAAAGAUGUCGGAGGCAUCUCAGAAAACUAGUGUCACUGUGAUUGGGAACGCUAAACCGGCGCGUCAUAUUGAUAAGGCCCCGCGAAAGGCCACCUUCUUUGAUCUCACGAAGUCGGAGAGUAGGCAAACACUUGAAUCGAGCGGGCUGCGUCCCCAAAUGUACGACGAAGUCGAAUUGUCCCACAUGGUCGGAAAUAACUAUGAUAGCCUCAAGCAGCUGACGCCCGACAACGCACUGUUCUACAGAUUUAACUCAAGGUCCUCGCACAACGCGUCGUCUCUUCUAGGCGAGUCCCUUAUACUGGGUGCGGACGCUGCUCUUGAGGAUCUACGUGACACUGGCUGCGAUCUCGCGACCCAAGAAUGGGUCAACAACCACUGGUCAUUAAUACUAUGGAAGCUCGCGGGGAUGGUCUGCCUGCAACCUCAGCUCGAGGCCAACCCUGCCACGCGGCGAUGGUGUUGGAAAGAAGUCGUCAACCAGCUGCUCUAUCGAUAUGAGCGUGAGCUUAACUCGAGCAGUCGUCCCCCGUUACGGCUCAUCACUACGCACGACGCGCCGGCGACUUGCCCCAUGAUCCUAUGCGUGACGAACAUUACUUGGCACAAUGGGCCAAGGGAUGAGCACGGAAGCACCAGUGAUCGUUGGGCUAACGUUGAGGUGACCGACGGAUGGUAUCGUAUCCGCGUCGCAGUGGACGACCCAAUUGAGCGAGCUAUCAACAGCGGCCAUAUUCGAGUGGGGCGAAAGCUCGCAAUCCAGAACGCGCGGCUCAUGCAUAAGGAAGGGAGAGAGCCUGCAGAACCGCUCGAGGCGUAUACACAGAUGAACCUCCAGAUCUGCGGAAACUCUUGCCACCUGGCUCCAUGGCACGCUAAGCUAGGGUUCAUGCACCAUCCCAUGGUCGCCACGCUGGACCGCUUGACGGCCGAUGGCGGGCUGGUGACUUUGCUAGACGUCACGGUCGAGAGGGUAUAUCCUAUCGCCUAUACAGAGUUCAACACCACACGAGACGGUAUGAAGGAGUGUCUCGGCAUUCUGAACGAGAAGGAAGAGUUGGAAGCCCAGGACAGAUGGAGGGCACAACGAGAAGCAGCGGCGCAGAAAAUCCGCGAUGAAUACGACGUCAAGAUUUAUCGGUGGCAAGGCUGGGCGGAGACGUUCGAAGCCCGCUCCGGUUCAGGAUGGCAACCCACCGAUGCGAAUGAUCAUUUAUCCGCAGACGCCGAAGAUCAGUGGCUCACGCUCGUGGACGAACCAGCGACCUUUGCUCAAGUGAAGAAAGAGCUGACGACCGACCGUGCGGGAUGGCUCGCGUUUCAUGCUCGCCAUGCGAUUGCCAAGGCGAGAGAGGACCUGUCCGAGGAUAUUGGCAAAGAGCUGGAGGCGGACUACCCUCCGCGCGAUUCGCGGAGCUUCCGGGUCAUUGUCGUAAAGGACGCACGUUGGUCGAAGCGGGAGCCUCUGCGCAUGGGCCAGCUACACAUCUGGGACAUCCUGAACUAUGUGCAGACCGAAGGCGGUAAGCCUGGGCAAUUCACGGAGGGCGAGAGAUAUAUCGUCUCCAGCGUUAUGCCGUCGCACAAGACAGCAUGGAUGGAGCCUGACAUCGGCGCCAUGGUCUACUUCAACACCACGAAGAGCACGCGAUUCCAGAGGGUCAAGCCAUAGCCCGCCAGUACACGCCCUACUGCACGUAAUUUAUGCGUUCCUUAUUGCUCUAUUGCGCUCUCGCUCAAGCUUUGCUCUGCAACUGUACGCAUGAUGUGUGUGGU